Messenger RNA from Canis lupus familiaris (dog), 3473 nucleotides. RefSeq names its product laccase domain containing 1 (gene LACC1). The transcript has 7 exons. NCBI's taxonomy places the organism in Eukaryota, Metazoa, Chordata, Mammalia, Carnivora, Canidae. Gene Ontology annotation, molecular function: copper ion binding. Bases 167 to 1462 code for a protein of 431 amino acids. The record is from RefSeq and is a predicted model, not a curated record.
CCGGCGCCGACCCGGAGUGCCCUGUGACUGCGGGGUCGUCUCAGCCUUUACCCGCUUAAAAGCGCGCAUUCUCGGUGCAGCUCCAUUGAACCUAUUUCUUAGGAAGAGGUGAUUUCCUGGGAGGCGCAGAAAUCAUUUUUGAAGAGCUUUGCACCUUCGUGGAAGGAUGGCAGAGGCAGUGUUGGUUGAUUUCUUUGGUUUGCAGUUUAACUCUCAGAAAAAUAGUCAUCAAGCCUUGCUGAAGACACUGGACGCUGUCCGAUUCCACCAUGCUGCCAAGGCUAAGUUUCUUUGCAUAAUGUGUUACAAUAACAUCAGCUGUGAAAGGGAUGGUGCGCAUAAUAACUGUGAAUUAGAAGGAAGCAAUGGAUUAUCAACUCUCUUGAGAGAAUUUGAGACUGUUAGCAAUCCUAGUAUGGCUGCCUCUUUGUAUACUAUUAAGCAAAAAAUUGAUGAAAAAAAUUUGAGCAGCAUUAAGGUAAUUGUAUCCAUGCACCGGAAGACGUUACUGAAGGCUUUUAUUGAUCAACUCUUCACCAGUGUUUACAAUUUUGAAUUUGAAGACUUACAGGUGACUUCGAGGGGAGGUCUUUUGAAACAAUCCACUGAAGUAAGCAUGAUCACAGCUCAAGAAGUAGAAGCAAUCCAGAAUGAAAUACAAACGUAUUUGAGAACUCUGCCAGCACUGAAAGGAGAGUUAACCAUUAUCACAUCUCCGUUGAUCUCAGCAGAUAUUUUUUUACAUGGAUUUACUACAAGAACAGGUGGAAUAUCUUACAUCCCAACUCUUAGUUCAUUCAAUCUCUUCAGUAGUUCCAAACGGAGAGAUCCCAAGGUGGUGGUUCAAGAAAAUCUGCGUAGGUUGGGGAAUGCUGCUGGAUUUAACGUGGAGAAAUUUUACCGAAUAAAGACUGAUCAUGCCAAUGACGUCUGGAUUAUGGGAAGGAAGGAACCUGAAUCUUACGAUGGAAUCACCACAAAUCAGAGAGGAGUCACAAUAGCAGCUCUUGGUGCUGACUGUAUGCCAAUUGUUUUUGCUGAUCCUGUCAAAAAAGCAUGUGGGGUUGCCCAUUCUGGUUGGAAGGGUACUUUGUUAGGUGUUGCAAUGGCUACAGUGAAUGCUAUGGUCACAGAAUAUGGCUGUAGUCUGGAAGACAUCAUUGUUGUACUGGGACCUUCAGUAGGACCUUGCUGUUUUACUUUGCCAAGGGAAUCAGCAAAGGAAUUUCAUAAUCUUGAUCCUGAAUGUGUACGGUUAUUUGAUUCACCAGAUCCCUAUGUUGACAUUCGUAAAGCCACCAGGAUUCUUCUAGAACGAGGAGGAAUUCUACCACAGAAUAUUCAGGACCUGAACCAAGAUCUUAACCUCUGUACAUCUUGCCAUCCUGACAAGUUUUUCUCCCAUGUCCGAGAUGGCCUUAAUUUUGGUACACAGAUUGGCUUCAUAUCAAUUAGAGAAUGAGAUACUUGACUGGAUUUUUAUACAACUGUUUCCUGCCUCCUUCUAAACUGACAAGAAAGAAAUUAGCUAUAUGAUUUACUUAAAACUGAAAGGAUUGCAAUGGAUAAUUCAUCUUUAGGUAUAUUUUCACUAUUAUCCAAAGCCAAAUGACUUUUAUUUGAUUCUAGCAAAACCUAAAUGAGGAUUAUUCUUAAAGUUUGUUCUGUUUACUACAUAAAUCAGGAAUAGGUCUGUUCAGUACCUACUGGGUACCCACUAUGUGUCAGGCACUGUGUGAAACAUAAGUGAAUCAAAAUGCAAAAGACCUUUUCCCCUUGAGUCUAAUGCAGUGGAGGAGAUAAAUACUUAUAAUGCUUUAAUUUUGAUAGAAGUGGAAGAGUACAGAAGAAUGAAGGGUUAAUUGUAUUUGGAAGGCAGGGUAGGGAAAGUGCUGUAGAGAAAGUGAUAGAUCACUGAGCCCAAAAGAUAUACAGGCUUUUGACAAAUGAAGAACAACCGUAACAGGUAGAGGGAACAACACCAUGAACUAGAGCAUGAAAUUUAAAGUGUGUAACAUGUUCUAGAGAGAGAAGGGUGUAAGCAGAAGUUACUAGAAAAACAGGUUGGAAAGAGAUUAGUUAGUCUCAAAUGCCAUGUCAAAGAGUUUAGAGUUGAUUUUCCAGGCAAAGGGUAGGCAUAAAACGUAGGGGAGUGUUUUUAUUUCCUUAGCGUCAUAUGUAACAGGAUGGAUUUGAAUUGUGAGAGACCAAAGCAGAGACUUCUUUAAGAGGCAAAAUACUUUAAAAAAGAAAAAAUGAGGCCUAAAUGAAGAAAGUCGAAAUUAAGAUGGAAGAGAGUGGAUGGAGAGAUAUUUCAGACUUGUAAUCAGUUAGAUCCUCUUAAUAGAUAAUGAAGAUGACGGGUGAAGAAGAGUGGAGAAGUCACUGAUGACCCGAAGAUUUCUGCUUGCUUGGCUACUAAGAACAGCAACAAGGGGAAGAAAGAUGUUUGGGAAAAGGGAGAAGGAUAAUGAGUUUGACAUGCAGACUAAAGUAUAUAUCAAGAAGGAAGUAUUUGGUCAAUGACUAGAAAUACAGACCUGGCAUCUUGGUGGGAACUGGGAGAAAGAGAUUUAGAAGUUGGCUAUAUGGAGAUGAGCCCUGAUUCCAUUGUAACAAGCUGAAUCAUCUAGACAAACCUACAGGGUGAGAAAGAGGUUCAAGGGUGAAACCUUGUAUGAUACCUGCGUUUGAAAAAUGAGCUGAAUCAGUAAACACACACACAUACAUACAACAGGGUGAAUCAUUAGAAAUAAGGGAAAAAACAGAAUAUACUUAAUUUGAAGAAAUGAGCCAAUAUGGAUGUGAGAGAUACUCAGAAUUUCCAGAGAUACAAGGUACAAGAAAUUUUCUGAGAUAAAAUAAAAUGAAUACUGAGAAGAAACCAGUGAAUUAACCAUAUCAAAACUGUUCUAUAGGCAAUGGUGGCAGAGUCUGAUUUCAGUGCAUUGAGGAGGAGGAGGAUGCAUAAGUGUCCAUUCAUCUUUGAUAAUACUUACUAGAGAAAAUAAAGCACUGGGGGCUCUAAAAGGAGGGUUUUGUUUUGUUUUUCAUUGGUGCUUCUAAGUAAAUUUGUAGGCUGAAGAGAGGAGUCAAGUUAUUUUCACUUGGGAGAAAAUGGUAUAUGUGACGUGUAUUUUUAAUGUAAUUACAUUGCAUCUUAAAACAUCUUAUACAUAUAUUUCUUACAUGAACAUGUAGUAGAAUAGUGGAAAAUUACAUUUGAUGGUUAUUUACAAAGGACUUUUAUAUACAUUACCUCAUUUUACCUUUUAGCCACUCUGAAAUACAUGGGGUAUGAAAUACAUAGGUCAGUCAAAAGAGUUGUUACUCUUUAUUCAGAUGAGAAAACAGUCUGAUUGAGGUAGAGCUUAAAAUCAUACAAUUUGUGGUAAGGUAAGAUUUGAACCUGUAUCUUGUGACCUAAAAUCUCAUUUCAGAUUUUGUAGUUAAUUAAAGCUAUCUAAGUUAAA